This is a messenger RNA of Juglans regia (Persian walnut), 1933 nucleotides long. RefSeq lists its product as uncharacterized. The transcript has 3 exons. NCBI's taxonomy places the organism in Eukaryota, Viridiplantae, Streptophyta, Magnoliopsida, Fagales, Juglandaceae. The record is from RefSeq and is a predicted model, not a curated record. Gene Ontology annotation, molecular function: acetylglucosaminyltransferase activity. Bases 310 to 1896 code for a protein of 528 amino acids.
CUAUUCUCCGGGAGAGUGUGCAAUCUGGUACAUCUGCAUGCUCUCUCACCUUUACCCUACCCUCCCUCAGUGCACUUCAACUUCUUUCCCACUUCCAUCCCCAUUUUCUCCUCCUGGGAAUUUCUUGUUCUCCACUGGUUUCCAUUUUUCAGAAAGUAAUAGAGUUCGAGCUCCGUUGUAAAACUAAUUCAAAGAGAUCUUGUGAUCGCUACAAAAUGUAACACUUUUUUUUUUUGGUUAAAGCUGUGAUUUAUUGUAUGCAUUCAGAUUUAUAAACCCCAGAAAGUUGAGAAUAGAGAGGUUUCGAGGAUGAAAGGGGCGCAGAAGGAUUCAGAGAAGCUGAUUUGGGAACCGAUGAGAAGCCCCUCCGGGGGAAACCCCAUUGUCGGGUCGGGUCAACAAUCCAGAGCCUUGCACAAAUUCCUGGUCUGGCUCAUCCUCUUCGUUUCUGCCACCUACAUCGUGUACACGCUGAAGCUCGUUUCCACCUCACGCACCUGCGACGACGAGCCUUUCCCCAAUCCUCGCACCCGUAUCUCAUCCUCAUCUUCUUCUAUAAAGAAUGUCACGGCCACCUCGUUGUUAUCACAGUCGAUUCAGGAUCACGCGGUGGUCGAGACUCUCCUACCCGAGUCCCCAGAAACGCACCGGACUGAGAUCCGGAACAUAGUGUUCGGCAUCGCGGCCUCGGCUAAGCUCUGGGAGAGAAGGAAGAACUACAUCAAGCUCUGGUUCAGGCCCAAGGAAAUGCGAGGCGUUGUGUGGCUAGACCACACCCUGAAGACUCGCGAGGCCGACGAGGAAGACCUCCCUCCAGUGAAGAUCUCCGGAGACACGUCGCGGUUCGCCUACAAGAACAAGCAGGGCCACCGGUCCGCGAUUAGGAUCUCGCGGAUCGUUUCCGAGACGCUCCGGCUGGGCCUGGAGGAUGUGCAUUGGUUCGUGAUGGGCGACGACGAUACCGUCUUCGUGACCGAGAAUCUGGUCCGAGUAUUGAGGAAAUACGACCACAACCAGUUCUACUACAUCGGGAGCUUGUCGGAGAGCCACUUGCAGAACAUAUACUUCUCAUACGGGAUGGCCUACGGCGGUGGAGGCUUCGCGAUCAGCUACCCAUUAGCCAAGUCGCUCGCCAAAAUGCAAGAUCGAUGUAUACAGAGAUACCCGGGGCUGUACGGCUCCGAUGACCGAAUGCAGGCUUGCAUGACAGAACUCGGUGUCCCACUCACGAAAGAACUCGGUUUUCACCAGUAUGAUGUAUAUGGGAACUUGUUCGGGCUUCUAGCCGCACAUCCGGUGACACCUUUGGUGUCGUUGCAUCACCUAGAUGUGGUUGAGCCCAUCUUCCCCAAUGUGACUCGGGUUCAAGCCCUCCAGCGGCUUACCCUACCUAUGAAGUUGGAUUCAGCUGGGCUCAUGCAACAAUCAAUUUGUUAUGACAAAUCUAAGAGGUGGACCAUUUCAAUUUCAUGGGGAUUUGCUGUUCAAAUAUUCCGUGGAGUCUUUUCACCCCGUGAGGUUGAAAUGCCUUCAAGGACAUUUUUGAAUUGGUACAGAAAGGCAGAUUAUACCGCAUAUGCAUUCAACACACGACCAGUUAGCCGAAACCCCUGCCAAAAGCCUUUUGUAUUUUACCUGUCAAAGGCAAGCUUGAAUUCAACAAUGAACCAGACAGUGAGCGAAUAUGUUCGGAAUCGUGUAUCUCAUCCUGUGUGCAAGUGGAAGAUGGCUGAUCCUGCCAAUCUCGAGAGAGUGGAGGUUUAUAAGAAGCCCGACCCACAUCUAUGGGAUAGAUCCCCACGGAGAAACUGUUGCAGAGUCAUGAACCCGACGAAGAAAGGAACCACGGUGAUAGAAGUGGGUGUGUGUGGGGAAGGUGAGAUCAGUGAAAUGUAGCCAUAUUUAUUCAAUUAAUUGAUGCGAGCUUCUUCUC